This is a messenger RNA of Linum tenue, 2306 nucleotides long. NCBI's taxonomy places the organism in Eukaryota, Viridiplantae, Streptophyta, Magnoliopsida, Malpighiales, Linaceae. The record is from the annotation of a GenBank genome assembly.
GUCUCCUCUCCGCGCUCUCUGUUUACCGUCGGCUGCAUUUGAUCUACGGCGCAGGCGUAGUCAGAGAUUAGGACUCCAACCACCGCCUGCUCCGCUACCGCAACGAACUAAGUAACGAUCUUGAACGAGAAGAUAGUUUAAGGCUCAGAAAGAGAUCGGGGGAAAAGGUAAGAUGAGCAACAAGAGAGGUCGAGCCUGUGUGGUUGUGUUGGGUGAUAUUGGCCGCAGUCCUAGAAUGCAAUAUCAUGCCCUUUCUCUUGCUAACCAGGCAAAUCUUGAAGUUGACAUUGUUGGAUAUGGAGGAUCUGUGCCACAUGCUGCAGUAGUGGAGCACAAGUCUAUCCAUGUCCACAACAUGAAACCUAUACUUCUUCAGGGCCUGCCAAAGGUCCUUAAACCUUUGGUUCUUCUACUAAAGCCAUUGAUUCAGUUUCUUAUGUUGCUUUGGUAUCUCUGCAUCAAAAUUGUAAGACCUGAUGUUUUCCUGGUUCAGAAUCCACCAUCCGUACCAACCUUGAUGGCAGUGAAAUGGGCAAGCUGGUUUCGGAAUUCUUCAUUCAUAAUUGACUGGCACAACUUUGGAUACACCUUGAUGGCUCUCUCUGUGGGAAGAAAUAGUCGAUUUGUUGCAGUAUAUCAUUGGUUUGAACAGCAUUUUGGUAAGAUGGCUAAUGGUUCCCUGUGUGUAACAAAGGCAAUGCAACAUGAAUUAGCUCAGAACUGGGGAAUUAAUGCCACAGUUCUAUAUGAUAAGCCUCCAGAAUUUUUUCAUCCUACUCCAAUCGAAGAAAAACACAAGUUGUUUUGCAGGCUAGGUAAAAGUAUCACUCAGCUUCCUAGCAUCCGAGAUUGUGUUAGCUUUGAAAGUUUAGCAUUAGAAGACCAAGGUGUAAAGGAAACUCUAUUUACCACGAUGACUGAUGGUCAUGUUUUUCUUAAACCAUAUCGACCGGCACUUGUUGUUAGCAGUACAAGCUGGACACCUGAUGAAGAUUUUGGCAUUCUGUUGGAAGCUGCUGUUAUGUAUGAUAGACGAGUUACUGCAAUCUUGAAUGAAGAUGAUGGUCUUGAUGAAGAGGUUCUUUGGAAAGAGAUGGCUCAAGGAAAGAAGACUUUGUACCCUAGGCUACUGUUUGUUAUUACAGGUAAAGGGCCGGAGAAGGAACAGUAUGAAGAGAAGAUAAAGCGCUUGCGGCUGAAGCAUGUUGCAUUUCGUACAAUGUGGUUGUCAGCUGAGGACUAUCCUCUGCUUCUAGGUUCUGCUGAUCUUGGUGUGUGCUUGCACACUUCAUCUUCGGGAUUGGAUCUUCCAAUGAAGGUUGUAGAUAUGUUUGGUUGUGGGCUGCCUGUGUGUGCCGCUGCCUACUCUUGCAUCCACGAAUUGGUGGAAGUUGGCAAAAAUGGACUCCUCUUUUCAUCAUCUUCUGAGCUAGCAGAUCAACUUCUGAUGUUGUUUGAGGGAUUUCCUGACAAAUGCAAUACAUUGGCUUCGCUGAGAAAUGGGGCAUCAGAAGCAGGGGACUCAAGGUGGAUUUCUGAAUGGGAGGAACAUGCAAAGCCAUUAAUACAUCAGGCUAUUUCUGCAAACACGAAGUAAUUUCCAUUUGAAUACUGUUAUCUUGGGCACUAGGGUGUUGAUGGGCACUUACGGAUCGAUCAAAUACAAACUGGAUGAGAAUACAACUAUCAAAUUGUUUUACAGGUGAUUGUGGUCUUAAACUUUGAAAUUUAGGGUGGAUGGAGCUCUUCAUCCCCAAUGUCAUUGCACCAAUCUUUGGAAUUUACAGGCAAGAUUGUACUUGGUAGGUUCAGAACCUUGUAACUUUGAUAAUCCGAGUCAAAUUGCUAGUAGCCACAAGUCGAAUAACUUGAGCCCCUAGCGGGAGGGUAUCGUACUGCUACUGCUGUUUGCCAUUGAUGGUUUGGUUUUGGUGCUUCCACUACAUUCUUCCUGAGAACAUCAAAAGGAAGGUGUAAAUGCCACAACAACAACAACAACAACAGAGUGGGUAAUGGUAGUUACCAUUACUGGGGAAGCUUUCUAUUGUCAUUCUUUAACGUUUGGAAGCUAAAAAAGGAAACCUGUUGUCCUUGGAUUAGAUGGCAAGGGAUGGUGGCCUACAACGCCCGCCAGUCACGGCGCAACCACCCCCCUUUUACUUAUUGACCACCUCCUCCUUCAUUUAUUUUUCAGAUCCAUGAUUUCAACUGUUAGGUAAAGGGUAAAGCAAAUUGGAAGAAUGGAUUGGGGAGGGGUUCUAUCAUAUCAUUUGAUUCUGUCUCUUUCCUUUUUCCAUGUACUCUCG